AUGUAUUACUCGGAGGACAACAUCGCAAAGCUUAUCAUACGGGAAGUGUUUGCCGAAGACUCGGGAAAGUACACAGUAGUGGCCAAGAAUACGGUCGGAUAUCAAGCAUACACUGUUGACUUCAACGUAGAUGUCGAUUAUUCGGACAAAGAAUCGGUGACGAGUCGGAAGAGUCUGUCGCGUGAAUUAUCCAUUGUCUCAAUACUGGAAGAGUUCGCAGAAACACCCAAAAAGAAAGUAUCGGAAGAGAGGCUCAAAGAAUUAGAAGAAAUCGUAGAAUUAAAGGCCAAGAAAGAGCCGGAAGAAUUGAUUGCGACGAUUACAGUGGUGUCCGAAACGCCAACAAUGCUAUCCGUAUCGGAAGGCGACCGGAUAUAUGUGGUGGAGAGACACACCAGCGACUGGUGGUUUGUACGCAAACGUAUAACUAAUGAAAGCGGUUAUAUUGAGUCCAAAAAUCUGGUCGAUUCCGUCACUUAUACACACAUUCUUCGCGAUAAAGUGGACGAGAAAAUCGAUAAAAUACCUGUUUAUCAAACCGAGGAAAUUGACAACAGAUUUGCGCCGAGAUUUACCCGAGACUUGCAAUGCAUCGACGCUUUUGUCGGCGAAACCGUAACGUUUGAGUGUCAGGUUGAGGGCAAUCCCCGGCCGACCAUCACUUGGUUUAAACACUCGUCAAUAUUGAAGCCCAACGACGAGAUACAGAUGUAUUACUCGGAGGACAACACAGCAAAGCUUAUUAUUCGGGAAGUGUUCGCCGAAGACUCGGGAAAAUAUACAGUAGUGGCCAAGAAUACAGUCGGACAUCAGGCAUAUACUGUUGACCUUAACGUUGAAUUCGAUUAUUCGGACAUAGAAUCGGUGACAACGAGUCGUAAGAGUCUGUCGCGCGAGUCAUCCAUUGUCUCAAUACUGGAAGGCAUUCCUCCGGUGUUCGCAGAGACGCCCAAAAGCAUUGAAAUCAAAACUGGAAAACAGUUCGCAAUCGAAGUCUGUGUUAGCGCUCAAACAAAAUUCAAUAUCCGAUGGCUUAGGAAUGGCAUCGAAAUCAAAGAAUCGAAACGAAUUCAAGUAAAAUCUUCUGAAGAUAUCUAUUAUUUUAAAUACCAAUUAGUGGUGGAGAAGGCGUCCGAAGACGACGAAGGAAUAUAUGAGAUAAUAGCGGAAAAUAAGGCCGGAAUCGCCUCAACAACUGUUGUCGUCUAUAAUGAGAAAAAGAAACAAAAGCCGGCAUUCAUUCAGACAUUCGGCGACGUCUUUGUUGAGGAAGAAUCGGAGACAACGCUUUCAGUGAAAUACACGGGACAUCCGAAGCCACAAAUACAAUGGUUCCGCAAUGGAAAGUCCGUUAAGGCCUCCAAGACUAUCACUCAACGAGAUCUCAACGGCAGUGAAAGCAGUAUUACAAUAGAAAAUGUGGUCAAAGUAAACCAUUCGGGUGUUUAUAAAUGUGUGGCCAGUAAUGCGAUCGGACAGUGCGAGCACUCGGCCAAAGUGGCCGUCAUUUCCAAAGAGUUGCGAUUCGUUGAGAGAUUACAAGAGACAGAAGUGCAGGAAAACAGCAAAACAUUAUUAGUGGUGAAGAUAUCUUCGGAUGAGGAGGACGUCCGGUGGCAUAAAAACGGAGAACUCAUCGAUGAAAACAACACUAACUUUGAAUUCAUAAAAGAAGGCUUUUAUCGCAAACUAUUGAUUAGAGAGACAUUACUUGAGAACGAAGGCGAAUACACCUGUGUUUUGGGCAAAGAUAAUGAGUGUUCAGCCGAUCUAAUAGUCAUUGAAUUGCCGCCAAAAAUCAUCACCGAAUUAGAGGACAAGAGUUGCGUUUUCGGCCAAACAGUGAACUUCAAUAUCGAGUUAUCAAAAGGCGAUGCAAUCGUUAAGUGGUUUAAAGACGACAAAUCAAUUUUGUGUUUAGUUAUAAAGAAAUUAAUUUAA
Molecule: messenger RNA, 1941 nt
Organism: Medioppia subpectinata
Lineage: Eukaryota; Metazoa; Arthropoda; Arachnida; Sarcoptiformes; Oppiidae
Source: the annotation of a GenBank genome assembly